Messenger RNA from Selaginella moellendorffii, 2906 nucleotides. RefSeq lists its product as uncharacterized. The record is from RefSeq and is a predicted model, not a curated record. Lineage: Eukaryota; Viridiplantae; Streptophyta; Lycopodiopsida; Selaginellales; Selaginellaceae. The coding region runs from base 703 to 2250 and encodes 515 amino acids. The transcript has 2 exons.
UGCGAGGGGCAAUGACAGAGAGGCGUGUGCCUUGUUCGAGAAUAUGCCGGAGAGGAACGUCUUCUCAUGGACGGCAUUGCUCCAGGGAUAUGCUGAGAAUCGUCUUCUAGACAAGGCAAAGAGCUACUUUGACAAGAUGCCAGCAUGGAAUCUUGUGUUGUGGACUAUGCUCGUUGUUUCAUAUGCUCAAUGCGAGCGGCUUGAGAUUGCACAAGACUUGUUUGUUGAGAUGCCCGAGUAGAGCAUAGUGACUUGGAAUGCCUUGUUGGCAGUGAUCGGGCAUGCCAAGCCUUUGGAGGAGGCAAAGCUUUUCCUUGUCACUAUGUCCGCAUGGAACUUGGUGACCAAAAACACAAUUUCUCAGAUCAAGGAAGUCAAACAAAGUGAAACCACUAGUUGACUUGGCUAAUGCUUCUGUCAGGCUUGCUGGAAGAGGAGGCGUCAUCGUUGGUGGAUCGAACCACAGCCAUGCAACGCGGGAUACACAAGACUCUAUUGCAGAAGGGAAAGACCAUGGAAAUGAAGAGCAAGAACAACUACAACUUCGAUGUGGUACCAGGAUCUCUUCCUGCGGUCUAAGAACAUUGAGUUGUUUCUGGAGAACGAGCUUACAAAAAAGUUAGUAACUUUUUUCUAUAAACUUCCAUUCCAAUCCAACAAGUAUCCACUGCAUAAUCUGUUUGAGCACAGAAGAUUGGAGCUAUGGCGGAGUCACAAGGCGCAGCCAAACUGAUGUUGAAUCCAAGGGAGAAACUCACUGGAGCACUUGUGAUUGGCAUCGCUUUUGCAACUUUCGUGGCAACACUUGUGGUCACUGCCAUCUUCGCGGUUCCAAAGAUGAUCAAGCCACCUCCAGGGGAUUACUACCCGGAUAUCGUCAAGGAGGACAAGUGCUCUACUUGCUGGGAAGCCACCGUCUUUGCCACAAGCUCCGAUCCAUUCUACCAGUGGGUCUGUGAUUCCUCACUCCCGGAUACUCUUAACGCCUCGCUGAGGGGAACGCUUGCAUGCCAGAGGGCCAGCAUCUGGCGUGUUUCAGGCAAUAUCACCUCUGCAAAUGAGAGCUCCUUGUAUAGCUCGCCAGAUCCCCACAUUCUUGGAGGAGAGCUUGUCAAGAGAAGCAGGACUCUGGUGUGGAAGAUGACAGUCUACUGGGGGAUGAGUGUAAGAGCUUGUUUUGACUUGCUAAAUCCCAUGGAGGAUUCAUGUCUCUACACAACGCCGAUCGUCCAGACCGCUCUUGGAUCAUAUGCAGCGCUCUUGGUUGGCAUUCCGUAUCGGAAGGCUUCACAGAACCCAUAUGCCGUGGAGAGCAGCGCUUUGUAUCUGGACAAUAGUGCGGUGUAUUUGACGAACUUUGUGAGCAACGCUAGAACCGGUGCUGGAUUGAAGCUCAAAAGCUCUGGCAAAGGAAUCAAGAACUACGUCUACGAAGGCCAGGUUUGCAACAGGGCCUCCCCGAUCCUCAUCACUCCGGACGUGGUUUCCUACAUGGGUUUUCCAAGCUUACAGUGCGCUUGCGAUGGUAUCCUUUGCCUUGUGGGUCUGAACAUCACUGGCACAGCUUCGAAUGAGGAUAAGAUUCUUCCUCUGAAACUAAAUGCCUCCGGUUGUGGCCAGGGCAUGUCGUUUUGGGAUUGCGAUAGAUAUCCUUUGAAAGAGCAUAGAACCGAAUUCUUCUCUUACAGCCCGAGAUGGGAGAGAUCGAUACUACUCGAGGUGAAUUUCAGCACAAACUUCGAGGAGGCAAUCCGUGGUCCCAACCAGAUACUCAAAGACUUCGUUUCUUGCACCGAGGACACAAUCCAGAAGAAGGAUAUGGACACCUUCAAUAACAAGGUUCCAAACGACAAGGACGACAACUUCUUGUGUGGCAUGGACGAAGGCCAGUCAAAGCUGGCGGACAAGUUGUGCACGGUAAGCUUGGACGAUCUAAACAUGCAAGUUCUGGAGAAGCGCUUGAGGGAGUCUUUAACGGACGUGCAAAGGUUCAUGAAGGAGGAAUGGGAGAGCACUUGGUCGCAGAGAUCAGACGUAACUGUUGGGAUUGUCACAGCGGUGGUGACCAUCCUUGUGACCAUCUGGGGGAUGUUCAACAAGGAUUUGCAAAAGGUGGAGGCGUUGAUCUUGAAGCGCGCAGGCAAAUUCACCAGUGUUGUGAAAGUGACAAUAGGACUUCCACUGUUUAAGACGGGAAUUCGGGGUUUUCUGCUCUUGGGUGUAACAUGUUUAACGUAUUUGUCAGCUUGAAUGCUGUGCGAAGUGAGCCCCGGCUUGCCACCUCGAAAACACUACUUCAGCAGCAGCAGGGGACCUUGUUCUUCUUGACUACAACUUCAACAGUUCAAGUCACUCCAUCUUGGAUUAUCUUCUUUGCAGCAUGCUCGUUUGCAAUCUUUGUGCUUGCCACAGUAACUUUCGGUGUGUACGUUCGCAUGUGCUACGUGGAAAGAAAAGAAGAGGUAACUGUACCAUCUUAAAUCAUGCAUGUUUAUAUAAUUAAUAUGUAUUCUUUGAUGAGUUUUGGAUAUAGAUAGAGCUCAAGAAAAAGAGAAACUGAUUAAAAUGAAAGUAACUAAAAAGUUACUACGAAUUUUGCGGCAUCCAGCGGCUUGAGACUAUGAGCACAAAAAGACCAGCCCCACAUAAUGUGUGUGAUUUACGAAUUAUAUCCAGGGAUGAUUGCGUCUUUCAACGCAGCAAUAGCACAUUACUUCAGUAUCGUGAGCUAUGAUCAAUUUUUUUAUCUAAGAGGGCAAAAGAGAAUAAGUCUUUUAUAAAACUAGUAGUGUAGAAUGCCGUUCUAAUGAGUUCUCUCAAGAGAGCAGCCAGCCACGCCAUUGAAGACUUCGCAACCGUGAUUCGCCACUGUGCCAAAUCCAAGGACUUGGCAAAGGGUCGCUGGA